UGCACGUACAUACACAUCCCUUCAACUGACUGCAGAAGUAUAAAAUGCAAGCUUUUGAAUAUUUACCUAUAGCUUCAAAUAGUCAAAAAUGAUGCUUCUACUUAUGAUACUGUUUUGCUCAGGCAUUAAAGGUGAGGAGCAUCUUCUUGCUAGCAACGGCACUAGACCUCUACCAAUAUUUAUCAGACCGCACGGUAUGAUGGCUCAUCGUUUCAUGGAGAACCCCAUCCAGGCUAUCAUCACUAGCUACAGGUUCGACUGCUAUGGAGUGGUCACUGAGUGGAGAGCCUUUGUAGAGGGGAGUGGUGGUGCUCACUUUAAAGAUCAACCUUACACCAUCUCUUUCCAAGUGUGGAGACCCAACUCUCCCUCACCCGUGGACACUGAUGGCUGCUACACUAUGCAAGGUACUAACCAUUUCCCAUCCAUUCCACUUGCUGAUGAUAGAAGUGCUGACAGAGGAAUAGUGACUGGGAUACCACUAGAGAGUGAGAGGAUUGAGGUGCAACCAGGAGAUGUGGUCGGGUUCUAUCUGGAGAGUAGCCACAUGAGGGAUAGCAACCACGACGGAAUCCAGUUUGCACCUGAUUCUACUUACAAAAAUUGUCCAUUCCCCGUUGGCCCAAAGAGGGUGCUCUCCAGUUCAACCAAUCGAGCUCCUCUCAUCACGGCAACAGUUUGUAAGUUAAUAACGUUUUUAACAUAUCACUUUUACAACAAUUGCUUUAUUUUAGCAACUACCAAUUGUCAGCGUAUUUCUAUUGCCGUCCCAUCUACCACACCCCCACUACAAGCUUCUACUACCACACCCACAGAACCACUACCAGCGUAUGCAGUGGGGCUGUAUGUAACGAUAGCAGCAACAACAGUCGUCAUACUCGUUUUUUACUAGUGCUGUUUGCAGCUACAAAGAUUAAUAAAAGUCGUAGAAGAAAUAAUCAAGCUCAGAGAGCCCCUAGGCAACACGAUGAAGCAAUUACAGUAGUACAAACAGAGGAAGUAAAUAUGGUACCCAUACACGUACAUUCAGAAGCCAGUACACCAGUUGAAGUUGAUCCAACAUCAACAGCAAAGAACAAGGCAUACGGAAUGUUUACAGAGACCAAUUCGACCUCAGACUACACAUACUGUUACGCUAAUGACACUCCUAGCUGCAACGAUAUUACGACAACAGCUGACAAGACCGGCAGCACUACAGAUCAUCAUAACACCGAGGAAAUUCAUUCAUAUGACAAUAAAUGAAUCAUACCUACGUACAAUGAUUAAUUAGCGUAAUUAUAGUAGCUAAAUUUGACCAAACUUAUACAUACAGUAGAACCUUGAUUAUCCGGACACCUUGGUUCCAGAAGCAGGCCGGAUAAGUGAAUAUGCCGGAUAAUCGAAUAUAUAAACCACGCCUUGAUCCAUCCACUUUAUUGAUAAACAGCAGUGCCACAUGGUUGUCUGCGCAAGAGUAAUGUGCGGUUGACGCAAAUAUGCGUCAUCCGCAGUUAACAGCUUAUUCCUUAAUGACGCAAAUUUGCGUCAACCGCGGGGAAUCGGUUAAGGUUGUGUGUUGCUCUUAUAAUAAUUAUGUGAAUGCGUCAAACGUUUGUUCGGUAAAAAUUAACAUUCUCCAUGUACUGUAUGCUUGUGACUUGGUGUUUUGUUUUCUGUGCAGAAUUCAGACAAUCUUUGUGCCAGACCAGUACAGACUGUAUUUUCUAUGUGAUGUUGAACAAGAGCCAACGUGCGAGCUAAGUGUAUUCUUUGGACUCAACGAACAAAAUUGAACCCUUUGGCACAUGUAUAAUUAUAAUCUCAUUUUAGUGCUGCUAUGAUGUUUUGUUUCUUUGCUGCUAUACUUUUGUGGAUGUGUUUUAACUUGAUACAGCUGUGA
Messenger RNA from Halichondria panicea, 1879 nucleotides. RefSeq lists its product as uncharacterized. The record is from RefSeq and is a predicted model, not a curated record. The coding region runs from base 89 to 892 and encodes 267 amino acids. The transcript is spliced from 3 exons. Lineage: Eukaryota; Metazoa; Porifera; Demospongiae; Suberitida; Halichondriidae.